CUGCAGACCAGGUCCCUUUGAUUGAGGAUUUGGAGCAAAUAUUCAUGCGCUCCUGGCGGGAAUCACACCUGUCUGAAAUCCGUCAGUACCAGCAGGCUGUUCCCCAGGCCUUUCCCCAGGUGCCCAGCCAGAUCACCCCGGUGACUUCAGCCCAGCUGCCCUGGCUGGCAGGGCUGGCAGCCAGCUCAUGUAAUGACAGCGUCCACAUCAUUGAGUGCAGCUACUCCCUGGCAGAAGGGCUUUCAGAAAUGUUUAAGCUACUCAUUGAAGGGAAAUUAAUUAAGACAAACUAUGUGGUGAUCAUAUGUGCCAGUAGAAACCGAGCCAUUGAUUCCUGCAUUGUGAUAACAGGAAAGUAUCAGGCAAGAGUUCUGUCUGAGAGCAUGCUCAGUCCUUCAGACUACCAAAAAGAAGUUAACUAUCAGCUGGUUACAGGGAAGGUGGAAACUCUGGGGUCCUUCUUUACCACACUCUGCCCAG
Messenger RNA from Cyanistes caeruleus (blue tit), 480 nucleotides. Lineage: Eukaryota; Metazoa; Chordata; Aves; Passeriformes; Paridae. The record is from RefSeq and is a predicted model, not a curated record.